GUCUAGCCACUCAACGCGACUAGUCAGAGUGUAGAGAACUGUUUACAAAAUCCCGCGAAAAGUGCAAUAAUUUGUUAAAGUGAGUGAAACUCUCAAGUAAAAUGCCUCCGAAACGAAAAUCCACCACCGCUACGGACGAGGAAGACGAGGAGUAUCGCAAGAAGAGGGACCGCAAUAAUCAGGCGGUGAAACGGAGCCGCGUAAAGUCGAAGAUGAAAACGGAAGAAACGCAGCAGCGUGUGAACGAAUUACGCGUAAAGAACCAGCUGCUCGAGGAAAAGAUCGAUAACCAGCACAAGGAGCUAAAGUUUUUGAAGGAACUUUUCCUAACCCAGGCCCAGGCGAAGGCCGACAAACUGGUCGGGGUCAACCUGAACGAUCUUUUGCGCUGCUCGGACGAGGAAAGCGACAGUGCAGAUCAAGGGACCAGCAAGCAGAAGAAGAACGAGUCCUCAAAAGGUGAAGGCAGCAGCGGGAGCAAACGGUCCAGAAGGUGAGAGGCCACUCCUGGAAUCCACAUCCUGCAUACGAGUACUAAUUUUAAGCAAGCAUUUCCAGACAAUUGAGGAAAGCAUAAGGCAUUAAGAUUUUUGGGUAAAGUUAAGUAAGCAAUUCAACACGCAAGUGUAUAAAAUACUUUUAAUUGCAUCAUGUUAGUUUUAAUAUAUCAGCGUAAGUUUUAAUACACCUGUACUAUUACACAUCAUUCAACCGAU
Molecule: messenger RNA, 716 nt
Organism: Anopheles darlingi
Lineage: Eukaryota; Metazoa; Arthropoda; Insecta; Diptera; Culicidae
Gene: Irbp18
Product: CCAAT/enhancer-binding protein 2
Exons: 2
Coding region: 102-497 (131 amino acids)
Biological process (GO): regulation of transcription by RNA polymerase II; DNA-templated transcription
Molecular function (GO): RNA polymerase II cis-regulatory region sequence-specific DNA binding; DNA-binding transcription factor activity, RNA polymerase II-specific
Source: RefSeq, a predicted model, not a curated record